CACACAGAGCACCAUGUCACUGGCAUCCUGGUUCAGGUGGAAUGACCCCCCAAACCGCAUUUCCCAGAGGAAUCCCACAGAAAUGGUGGUUGAAACACUAAUGAUGGAGCUGACCUGGCAGAUCAAGCAAGCAGAGAAGCAGCAGCGAGAGCGGGAGAAUGAGUAUCGCAAGAUCAAGACUGGGGUGGACUACGGCUGGCUCAUCAGCCAGCCAAAGCAGAGCUAUGACAUCAGCCCAGGAGAACGGCUGCAGCUGGAGGAUAUGUGUACCAGAAUACAUCCUUCCUACUGUGGGCCUGUCAUACUCAGAUUCCGGCAAGUCGUUGCUGAAUAUGAACCAGAAGUGCAGGAAGUAUCCCGGCUCUUCCGCUCCGUCCUGCAGGAAGCUGCUGAGAAGAUCAAAGAGGAGGAAGAGGCCAAGAAGCUUGCCAGGCAAUGGAACACAAAGAACAGAACCAGCCUCUCCUUAACAUCAUUUAAAUCUCGGUCCAGGAUUUCCCCAUUCAUCAGUGAUAUCAAGACCAUCUCUGAGGAUGUGGAACGGGGCACACAGCCCACCAGAAGGGUUUGGAGCAUGCCAGAAUUUCGGAGCACCAAGGAUUUCUGA
Messenger RNA from Acanthisitta chloris (rifleman), 607 nucleotides. It is a transcript of the gene RD3, whose product is annotated as retinal degeneration 3. Bases 14 to 607 code for a protein of 197 amino acids. The record is from RefSeq and is a predicted model, not a curated record. The transcript has 2 exons. Lineage: Eukaryota; Metazoa; Chordata; Aves; Passeriformes; Acanthisittidae.